UUUGAGUCAAACGCUUGCAGAUAUGUGUAUUGCAUACAUUAUCAGUUUUAAUCAAAUUUAUUUAGAAUCGGAAACAAGAAGUUAUAUUAUUGAUUGUAUGCGACAUAAAUUAAUGUAACAUUAUUCACAAACAGAUGAAUAUUAUUAAUUAAUUAGAUAAUUAUUUAGACUUAAAUAACUAAUUAGCGAUUAAUUAUGGAUAUUUAGUUUUAAUAUGAUUAGAUUGCAAAUUAAUGAAUGAUAUUUUUUUUAGCUUUGGAAAUUUUUUUAGUUCGUUAUGUUAACUGUUUGGGUAAAACUAUAUAUAUAAUUUUAAUAGUAAUUAGAAUUAAAAAUUUGUGAUAACAUUCAAAUGAAUGAAUGAAUUUGAUAUUUGUUGGCGUUGAAUCGAACUAAUUGAUGAAUAGUCGAUGAGUUUUGAAGUUAGGCUAAUCUUAUAUUCUUAUUAGAUACAAAAAAAACAACACUGAUUUUUCGGUGUAUGGCUAUUUGAAUAGAAGGUUUGGGUUAAUUUUAAUUUAAACUAAGAUUAAACACUGGUUGUUAAAUACUUUUGGUUAACUUGACAGAACUUUACAACUAUAAAAACAGCUAAAUGAAUAGAAAUGUUUGUUGAUUGAUGCUUACUUGAAACGGAUUAUUUGAUUUAAAAAAAUAUUAAAACCAUCAAAUUGAAUGAAAACAGUACAAUUGUCAAUCUGAAAACAUCCACAUCACCGGCACUAAUCAGAAAUGACGUCAUCCUUGAAAAGCAUAUUCACGAAAUACAGUUUCAACAAAAACAACAACAACAGCAAUGGUAAGAUAUCUUCUUUGAAAUCAAACAACAACCACAGCAACGUUAAUUUUGAUCCGGAAGGCGGUGUAGUAGCUUUCACAGCUCCCGCUGAUAAGCAUGCAGUGGCGACAUCAGCUCCACAUGAACACAGCACCCCACAAUCUGCCGGCAUAAAGUGUUACAGUCAGACAUCGAACGACAGUGCAUUCAGUAGUAUGGGGUGUAAUCUGGUUGAUCCGUGCGGGGUUUACGAUGGCGACUCAAUAACCUCGUUGGAUCAGGAUGGCAGUAUCAGUGAUAGCGACGUUAACAAAACUUCGCUAAAUACCUUCGCUAAUUGUACAAAAAGUCACGAAAAUUUAUUCGAUCGAAAAGAAUUAUUUGCAGGUAACAUUCUCAUCGAAGAGAGUCCUUCCAACUUCAACGACAGCAAGUUGAACGGCUCUCACAAGGAAAGCAUUAACUCGAGCAUAAUCUCCAUCUUUGAUCCGACCAGUAAACAGUGCAAUAGCUCGCUGGAGAACAGUCAAACAAGUUCGUGGAUGAGCAAACUGACCAACGCAUCGGCCAAUCUGACCACAUCAUCCCGUCUUUCGCUAACCAGGUCGACCUCCUACGACACGAGCAACAGCAAUGAACAGACGGAGAAGGCGGCCAGCCUCGAUUACGACGACGAUAAAAGUAAGAAAGGGUUUCGAGAGAGAUUGAAGAAAAUGUCUCGAAAUAGAAUUCAGCCUGGGUCGACCAAAGAAAAAUCGAAGCAAGAGAAACACGACAAACUUGUCGUCACCAGCCCACGGCUCGAUAUUUCGCCAAAAAAUUACAACCAGUCUGUCCCGGCUAUGGAGUUGAGUCGAAGAGAAGUGUGUGCACGCCUGCCUUUCGUGAUUGCUCCUGAUACUGAUUUCGAAGUGAGCUUGCUGUUUUUUGAUUGAAUGUCAGGUAUCGAUGUUAAUCACAGAUAUUAAUAUUUUUUGAUUUGUCUUUUAAGCCGAUAUUUAACUAAAUAAUUUGUAAAGUAUAUCCUAAUUUAUCAAUGUAAUCAAACUCAAGUUGUUUUUAACGUUGUUCUGCUCGCCACCUACAAUACAAUACAUAAACGCAAAUAAACUUUUAAAAUGUUGAA
Molecule: messenger RNA, 1904 nt
Organism: Helobdella robusta
Lineage: Eukaryota; Metazoa; Annelida; Clitellata; Rhynchobdellida; Glossiphoniidae
Exons: 3
Coding region: 733-1713 (326 amino acids)
Source: RefSeq, a predicted model, not a curated record